CAGAUCAUUACCAUAAAACGGGAGUUGUUGUUUGGGUGUCUGGAUAGCAGAGAUGUGGCAUCUCCUUGUGGCUUACAUCAUUGUCGCGAUUGCUGUGCCUCAUUUCUCCAAAGGUUGUGAAUAUGUGAUACUGACCGAACCUAAUGGCUACAUCAACUCGCCCUACUAUCCCGGCGAGUACGAGGAUUACGCCGAUUGUCGUUGGCUCAUCCAAGCCCCCGAACAGUAUAGGAUAAUAGUUUAUUUUAUGGGCAAUUUCACUACUCAAACGGGAUUUGAUCGACUUACGUUUUAUGACGGUGCCACCACUACCUCCGCCGUAAUGCUUGAUUGGAGCGGGCACGAAUAUUUCUAUCCUUGGAUCACGUCUAAAACAAAUAGAAUGUUGAUACAAUUUACAUCUCUUAGAGGUCAAAGCGAAACCGGAUUCAAGUUACGUUAUUAUACGGAGAAGAAGCAAGAGUGUGGCGGAUUUCUGUUCUUCCCAAGUGGCACGAUAUCCAGUCCCGGAUUUCCGGCAGACCCAAACUAUUACGAUAACAACGUCGACUGCGUAUGGGAUAUAGAAGCUCCAGUAAAUCAGAUAAUUAUUCUCCAGUUCAGCAACUUCAGGACGGAGCCAGGCAGGGAUACUGUCACAGUGAUUGAUCCAGCACUCACGAAUCCUAUUGUGAUGAUUCACAGUGGGAUGAUUAUCCCUCCGGUAACCGUUUCGCAGGGCAAUAAGUUGACGGUUCGCUUCCAGUCAGACGCUUACAUGCACGAUAUACCUGGAUUUAUCGCCCAAUAUUCUAUGGUCGAUCAGUUCCUAGAAAAUUCACUUUUAGCAUAAAAAGUGUUGCUGGUUCA
Messenger RNA from Daphnia carinata, 849 nucleotides. RefSeq names its product deleted in malignant brain tumors 1 protein-like. The transcript is spliced from 5 exons. The record is from RefSeq and is a predicted model, not a curated record. Bases 53 to 832 code for a protein of 259 amino acids. NCBI's taxonomy places the organism in Eukaryota, Metazoa, Arthropoda, Branchiopoda, Diplostraca, Daphniidae.